This is a messenger RNA of Triplophysa dalaica, 3585 nucleotides long. It is a transcript of the gene rab9b, whose product is annotated as RAB9B, member RAS oncogene family. Gene Ontology annotation, cellular component: lysosome; late endosome; phagocytic vesicle. The record is from RefSeq and is a predicted model, not a curated record. Gene Ontology annotation, biological process: Rab protein signal transduction; retrograde transport, endosome to Golgi. The transcript is spliced from 2 exons. Lineage: Eukaryota; Metazoa; Chordata; Actinopteri; Cypriniformes; Nemacheilidae. Gene Ontology annotation, molecular function: GTPase activity; GTP binding. The coding region runs from base 456 to 1064 and encodes 202 amino acids.
GCAUCUCGAGACAAAACAAUGGCACUUAUAUAUUUUAAGAUAUUUCUGAGCAGGUUAUAUUCAGUUGAGACAGGUCACACAUUCAUUUUAGUCUGGAACUAGCCCUAAACCUUGUCUGUAAAACAGGGCCCAAGUGUCCCAGUUUAUUUAAAUUCACCCUUAACAAGAACAGACAUUUUACAUUUUCUACAGGCUGGGGUUAAAGAGAAAAUAAUGAAACAGUUGUAUGUUUAACCAAUCUGUUUGCUCUCUCAGAGGGGUUUUCCUGGUCAAAGUGUCAGGUUCAGACACUAUAGCAGCAAACCCACACCAGAUAAGCAACCACUGACUAACACUGUUUGCUAAAACCUUGGUAUUCCUUAACAGAACCUUUGGUAUAACGCUAACUUUUCCUGAUUGAACCUGAAAGAAAUCCUUUAUUGUUGCAGUGAACACGUGUGAUAUUGGAGGCCGUUAUGAGUGGGAAGAGCCUGUUGCUGAAGGUCAUUCUGCUGGGGGAUGGUGGUGUGGGGAAAAGCUCUCUCAUGAACCGCUAUGUCACCGACCGCUUCGACUCGCAGUCCUUCCACACCAUUGGCGUGGAGUUCCUCAACCGCGACCUUGAAAUAGACGGCAAGCUGGUCACCCUCCAGAUUUGGGACACGGCAGGCCAGGAGCGCUUCAAGAGCCUGCGCACGCCCUUCUACCGUGGGGCGGACUGCUGUCUGCUAACGUUUGCCGUGGACGACCUGCAGAGCUUCCAGAACCUGGGCUGCUGGAAGAAGGAGUUCAUGUAUUAUUCAGAUGUACGAGACCCUGAGCGGUUUCCCUUUGUGGUGCUCGGGAACAAAGUGGACAAGGAGGACCGUGUGGUCGGGGAGGAUGAAGCCAGGGCGUGGUGUGAGGAAAACGGCUGCUGUCCAUAUUUUGAGACCAGCGCAAAAGACGACACCAACGUGGGGUCUGCUUUUGAGGCGGCGGUUCGGGAAGUUCUGGCUGGUGAGGACCUGAUAGACCACACCCUGUUGAGUAGUACCAUCGAUCUCCAUGGAAACCGUAAAGUGGCUCGCUCUUCCUGCUGUUGAGGUGCCUUGAAUUGGCCCUCAGCCUUUUUGUUUUAUAUUCAAAGACCGAAACUCUCUCAUGCUUUACAUGUUUGAUGGCUUAAAGUGUAGGUACAGGCACAACUGUAGCCAGGCGUGUCUCUUGGCUACAAGUGUAACAGAUUUAUGGUCCUAUGUAAUGCGUAUGUAAGAGUAAAGUUAUGUUAUAAACACUUAAUCCUCCUUCCAUCUGGUACAAACAACAUAUUUUUCUACUGCCAAAAGCUUGAAUGCUUGUAAUUUGGCUCGUCUUAACUGUGUUCUGUAACUCUUAACUGGAAAAACUUCAGCAGAUUCGAAGUCGUCCUCUGAUAGGUUAAGAUUUCUGGGAGACGUGCAUGUCGUGUUCUUUAACAACACAAAGCAGUCUGCUCCGAGAAGUAAGCUGUCGUGGUUACAAAGAGAACGCAUCAUGAUCUGCAAAACGCAGAAUUUUUGUUUGUGUGUAUGUGAGGGGUAAUGGCAUGAACCCAUAAUUGUGUUCUUAACUUUGGACACGUUUGUGAACGAUCACGAGUCUGUUACUUUUGUUACAUUUCCACCUGUCAGUCAUAUGCCCUCUUGGGUCGUCAUCGGCCAUUCAAAGCAACAUUUGUUCUUUCUUCAGUAUGAAAGGUCAGGCUACGCAAGACUUGUCUUCUUCAUUCUGCUGUUUUGUGUGGAGCGUUGUGUUAUGGCAUACCAUUUGUACCCUGUUCCAAAAUGCAUCUUCACAUGGAUACAUAUUUUGCUAUCAGUAGAAUGCUUUUGGUCAUAUUUGUGGGUCAUUUUUCAUCCAUUAAUGGGAUGCUUCCAUGAAAAAAAAUGGUGUGAUUCUAAACCCAUAUCUUUUUGUUUCUUCUGCAACAUACAGAAGAUAUUUUAAGGUACGUUGGUAGACCCAACAACAUUGUCCCUUCAAUGACUUCAAUUGUAUGGACACAAAACUGGAAUUUUGCAAAAUAUCUUCUUUUGUCAUUUUGAGGAUAAAUAAAUGAAAAGAAAUUUGGUGGGUUGAACUCCCAAUUAUGUUAUGAGAAAUAAUGCAUAAAUGUCAGGACCGGGUACAUUUAUCACUGUACAAGGCUAAUAAGUAUGUGAUAUUGUUUACAUUACAGAAUUGGAUAUUUGGGGAAAAUGUGUUUAACUGUCGUGAAAAUAAUGAUGCAAUGCAUAAAUCUACUAAAUAAGAUUUCUUCUUUUUUUGUUUAUAUAAUAAUUAUAAAAAAUAUAUGACUCACCCUGUAAUCUGAUAUGUAAAAAAUACACAAUGGCAGAUGAGCACAUUGCCAGUCAUCUCUAACAAACCGUCUGAGGUACAGUCGUUGUAGUUUGUUCUGUUAAAAAUAAGUUUCUUCUGUCAAGGUGUUGAGUUUAUUUAUUUAUUUGAUCCUUUAGUUGUUACAUUGGUAACAGUGUUGGUACAGAAACACUAUGUUGUCUGUUUUGAUUGUGUUUGUUGUUUAGGCAUAUUUCAUGUUUCCAUUGUUAGGUUGUGUUGUGUAUAUUCAAGCAGUUGUUGAUUCGAAUCACAUGAUGAGAGUACUUGAGCAAUGAAAAAGGAAGUUCUCUCUCUCUUGAAUGGGAGGCAUGUGUGUUGUCGGUCAGCUAGAAAUAUAAAUGCACAGUUCCUCUUUUGAAAGAUGUUAGAAGUUUUCUGAGUUCGUAAGUUUACAGUAUUUGUGAAAUGAAGGACUGCCUGUGUAAUGUUCUAGCAGAUCAAUUAUAAUGUACUUCUUUAUUGAUUUGUCCUCAUGCUGAUGCACAUGGUACUAUAACCCUAAAAGGGCACCUGUAAUUGACUUAGUGCAUUCAUAAGUACUUAUCCUUAUUUUCUUUUACUGUAUUUUUGGUAAUUCUAAUGUCCCUGAAUAUAAAUGUGGUCUAAUCUUUUAACAAAAUUAAGCAGAAAAUCUCCUUCAAAGUCGCUUUGGAUAAAAGUGACUGCUAAAUGUAAGUGUAGAACAUUUAAACUUAUAUAAAUUGAUAUAUUCUCUAGAGGCCUCAUAUAUAAAAUGGUGUGUAGAUACCGACCUAAAUUUGAUUUAACUAUCAUUUCUCAAAGUAUAGGUGUGAUUCGUAAUGAAUGUACUGAACGCACUGAAAAUGUGUGUACGCUUCUCUUUCAAAUGUGAAAUCUAUAAAUCAAAAAUAAUCUUGCACAUUUCAAUGUAUAAAUCCUUUACACGAAGCAGGAAUGGCUAUAUUUCCCAAAACAUGCAGCACUUGUAAAAGCAAAAGUGCGUAUGUCUGCUCAAACCCUGACAUUGCGCCCCAGACAAGACCAUUUUUAUAAAUAUGAAUGUGGCCAUGGAUUUUAGCGUUUGAACUCUCUAAAAUCAAAUUUGUGCCUACGCACGUUUUAUAAAUGAGGCCACACCUCUAACUGCAUUAAAGAGAAAAAUGUAUUUCAGUUGACAGAUGUGCUUGCUUGGAACCCAUUUACAUCAAACAUACAUUACCAUAAUUUGUUGUUCUCAUGUUUUAUGUGUAGUGUUUUACAAUAAACUGAUGUUUUUAUUGA